This is a messenger RNA of Ailuropoda melanoleuca (giant panda), 4592 nucleotides long. It is a transcript of the gene DNAJB5, whose product is annotated as DnaJ heat shock protein family (Hsp40) member B5. Gene Ontology annotation, molecular function: protein-folding chaperone binding. NCBI's taxonomy places the organism in Eukaryota, Metazoa, Chordata, Mammalia, Carnivora, Ursidae. The coding region runs from base 674 to 1936 and encodes 420 amino acids. The transcript is spliced from 4 exons. The record is from RefSeq and is a predicted model, not a curated record. Gene Ontology annotation, cellular component: cytosol.
GCGGGGACUGGGGUCUGGAAGGUGCUCGAUGUCUGCGACCCUCUAACCGGGGGCAGCCAGAGUCUGAGCUGGGGGAGGGUCGGGCCGGGUGGGAUUGGGUUCCGCGGGCGGAGGCGUUUCUGAGCCAGCCCCGCCUGUCAGCGCCGGUGACAUCACCGACCACCCUCCCCCGCCCGAGCCCCCUCCCCUCCCUUCCCCUCCGCUCCUCGCCGCGCCUUUUGUCCCGGGCCAGCUCUGCUCUGCCCCGCCCCUCCCCGCCCAUCUGCGAGGGAGGAGACUCCGGGUCAGUGACUUCAUUGAGUAGGUUCUUGGGGAUCGGGGUCGGAUCCUCCCCGGAGAGAGAGGCGAGAGGAACUCACUGCCUCUCAGGCCCUCACAAUCACACCUGCCACAGGUACACAGGCUGCCACUUGCAAGCACAGGCUGGCCACUGCCAGCCUUACAGUCCCACUGCCACACAGCCAUUCAUACAGACAUUGCUGCACCUGAGAGCAGGUGGCCGCUGGACCCUAUUCCUUCACUCUCCACACCUGGGGAUCAGGUUUAGCUGCUGCUGCACCGGACGGGACUUGCUGGGCAAGUGCCUCUGAGAACCUGAGGAGGUGGCUUCCAGAGCUGCAGCUUUCCAAGCAGGCUCCAGUGGAGCGAUCAGAGGUGAGGGGCUGGGCUGGGCAUGUUUAAGCGCACAGUGCUCUCCUGCCCAUCCCCAGCAGCACCCCCACUACAGGCCCGAGCAGCUUUCCGGAGCUUCCCACACUUCUGGGGAGAAGACUUCUUAGCCAGCUUGAUGUUUAAAAUUCAGCUGGAGCCCUUAAAACUUCGAGCGUGGACGCUGAAUGGGUUUGUAAAGUUCCGAAACAAGGAGACAAGUGCUGGUCCAGUGGCUGUGAUGGGAAAGGAUUAUUACAAGAUUCUUGGGAUCCCAUCGGGAGCCAACGAGGAUGAGAUCAAGAAAGCCUAUCGGAAGAUGGCCUUGAAGUACCACCCAGACAAGAACAAAGAACCCAAUGCUGAGGAGAAGUUUAAGGAGAUUGCAGAGGCCUAUGAUGUGCUGAGUGACCCCAAGAAACGGGGCCUGUACGACCAGUAUGGGGAGGAAGGCCUGAAGACUGGCGGUGGUUCGUCGGGUGGCUCCAGUGGCUCCUUUCACUACACCUUUCACGGGGAUCCCCACGCCACCUUUGCCUCCUUCUUUGGUGGCUCCAACCCCUUCGAUAUCUUCUUUGCCAGCAGCCGGUCCACUAGACCCUUCAGUGGCUUUGACCCAGACGACAUGGAUGUGGAUGAAGAUGAGGAUCCAUUUGGCGCCUUUGGCCGCUUUGGCUUCAAUGGGCUGAGUAGGGGUCCAAGGCGAGCCCCAGAACCACUGUACCCUCGGCGCAAGGUGCAGGACCCACCUGUGGUGCAUGAGCUGCGGGUGUCCCUGGAGGAGAUCUACCACGGCUCCACCAAGCGCAUGAAGAUCACACGGCGGCGUCUCAACCCUGAUGGGCGAACUGUGCGCACCGAGGACAAGAUCCUGCACAUUGUCAUCAAGCGCGGCUGGAAGGAAGGCACCAAGAUCACCUUUCCCAAAGAGGGUGAUGCCACACCUGACAACAUCCCUGCUGAUAUCGUCUUUGUGCUCAAAGACAAGCCCCAUGCACACUUCCGUCGAGACGGCACCAACGUGCUCUACAGUGCGCUGAUUAGCCUCAAGGAGGCGCUGUGUGGCUGUACUGUGAACAUUCCCACUAUCGAUGGCCGGGUGAUCCCAUUACCCUGCAAUGAUGUCAUCAAGCCAGGCACCGUGAAGAGACUCCGUGGGGAGGGCCUUCCCUUCCCCAAAGUGCCCACCCAGCGAGGAGACCUCAUUGUCGAGUUCAAAGUUCGCUUCCCAGACAGAUUAACACCACAGACACGACAGAUCCUUAAGCAGCACCUACCCUGUUCCUAGGCUCUGCCCCAGGCAGCCCAGAGUCUACCACAGCAAUACCCCCUACACUCAUCCCACCCAAUGUGCACCCAGCUUGAUGUCCACUGGACAUUAGCAACUUUUUCUAAAAUGCAAAAAAAAAAAAAAAAAAGCCACUGGAUUUCAGGAAAAUGUUCCUGUCCCCGACCCCUUUCAGAGCUGGGCUGCCUUGGGGAAAUGGGUGGGAGGUGGGGAGAGCUAGCCCAGGUCAGGGGUCAAUUUUCAUGUCACUAGCUUUGAAUCCAGUUCCCACGCCAGUGGCUGGAGAGUGACCUGAGUGCUACUUGAAGAUACAGAGAUUCCCUGUCUAUGCCUGUAAAUAGCAUGUCCUCUUUCCCCUCUCAGCUUUGCUAAUACCUCUCCUCUCCUUGCGCUUCAACUUCCUCCUACUGGGCGUCGAGGAAGAUAGAAAGGACACUGCUUCCCCACCCCCGCCCCCUCCAUAGGUCCACAGUGUCUAAGGUUAAUGCACACAUAUUCACGCACACAAAGCACUCACCUAGAGCUUCUGUGCCUCUCCGGGAUUGAGAUGGGAAAGGAAGGUCCGUAAGCCAUGAACUGGGCCAUUGAGCACGAGACACUUUUCAUUAGGGGCAGGAAGGUGAACAGGGCCCUUGGCAGCCCCCCUGAGAGCUCCCCUGCCCAGAUCCCGCAGAACUGAAAGUUCUGUCCUCCCUGCUACACUCAGGAGUGUGCAAGGGUGGAGGGAGGGGAAGAGGGCCUGCUGUAUUAAGGCUAAGAGGUAGGGGGCAGGGUCCACCUCCCAGCCUUCAUCAGGAAGGGAAAGGGCUUGGGGGUCGGGUGGCAGCUAUUCCCCACCAAGAGAUUCAGGGUCACAGGUUUCUCCCCACACCUCUGAACUCAGGGCCUAGCCACCCCCAACUUUCGAAAUCCCAUUUUUGUGAUAUGUGAAGCUACUUAUUUCUUACCCUUCAUGGAGGCUGCGUGGGAGAAUUUCCAGCCCUUUAAUGCCUGUGUGACCCCACCCCACUCCCACAGUUGUAUAAAGGUCAAAUAGUGAAGGAGCUAGGGGAAGACAGCUUCAGCCAGGUCCUGGGGUGGGGUCUUAAGGUUUUCUCACUUUGACAAGCCCCUGAAUGUUUUUAUAGUAGUUUUUUUGUAUUUUUUUGUAAUGACAGUAUUAUGAAAAAAAAUAAAGUAUUUUAAAAAUAAGGCAUCUGAGCAGGAGCAAUGAACCUGGGAUGGGGGCAGGUGUGAAGUACCACUAAAGGGCCCUCGUCAUCUCUGAGAAAUCCAGGCAGUCCUUCAAUAUAAGGUGAUGCGGGCUUCUUCCUUCCUCCAAGCCUAGGCUCCUGGCAUUUCUAAAACAUAUACCCCAAACACAGCGGAGACAGAAGAUACCACUCAGCUAUUAGAAGACACAAAUCUAUUUAGAAAGAAUAAAUAUCCUUGGUAAUGAGACACAAAGACUAUCCUCUCUGAAGGAUGUGCUAGCAUGAGGACUUGUAGAUUUUCUCUACAUGGACUGGAAUUUUCCUUUGAGAAAAGGAAAUGUCCCUCCUAGGAGGGGAUGAAGGAAGACUUUCUGGCUAACUAAAAGAGACACAUCCCCAAAGACAAAGCCACCAAGGGGCAGUGGCAAGAACGUCUAGAGGUACCUGGCUGGCAUCUUUGGCCCAUGUUGGCAGGGCCUGGCUGGGGAUGCAGGCUCCCUGGAAGGCAUGAAUACUGUUGCUGAUCCUUAAAUCUUAUCAUUUUCUGGGCAUGUCUGUCCUUGUCUCUGAACUACUUAUCCCUGCUGAGACAACUCUGAUCCUCAGGACCUGCAUGCUGCCUGCAUGAUGCACUUGUCACUUUCCUUGGAUCUGGGUAAGGAAGAGCCCUGUAGUUGCAGGAAUGCCCAUCUGUAGGCUAUGCCUGGGCCUGGACUUCCUCCUGAUGCUGACUUUCUUCCAUGCCUGAGCCCCAGAUUCUUCAAGAUCAAGCCCACAAGAACCAUGCCCUUCUAAGCUUCAGUGUCCACAGUGCCAUGAAGACAUCUCUGCCUUCACCUGGGCCUACACUCCAUACAGAGGCUAACACCAACUAAGCUUUAACAGAGAAAUUCUGCCCUUGCCUUUUCUCUUGGGACAGUACCAGUGAAAAAUCUUCUCAUCCUUUUACUAAGGUACUUUUGGGAGGAACCUGUUCCUUCCACUGCAGAAACCAAGGGGUCUUGCUCACAAAGGUGUCUGCAAAUUUCCUGGCCUGGGCAGGGAGAUCCCCAAUCCUGCAUCCACUACUCCGUGCUUUCUUGUUUUGGGUCCCCUAGGUCAUCCCUCUUCACUUGUGGCUAAAUUAUUGUCCUGGCUCUUUCCUGAGGCCUGAAGCUUUCGGAUCCAGGUCGGCUAAGCCAGACUACUUCCCCCGGCUUCAGUGUGUACGUGUAAGACCCAGGAAAAGUGUCACUAUCUCCACUGAGUGCACUCUGGGGAUGAGCCUAUGAGUCUUUAAAAGCCAGGCUGUCUGAGGCCAGGGGCACUCCCAUGAGAAAGCCCUGAACCUGGCUCUGCAACUCGGCCUGCAAUUUGAGCCUUUCCUGUCUUAGAGGUUGCAUGGGGGGAUUUGUGGUCCUUUAACGCCUGUGUGACCCCCUACACACACACACACACACACACACACACACACACACACACAC